Adelges cooleyi (spruce gall adelgid) is the source of this 7208-nucleotide messenger RNA. RefSeq lists its product as uncharacterized. The transcript is spliced from 15 exons. The record is from RefSeq and is a predicted model, not a curated record. NCBI's taxonomy places the organism in Eukaryota, Metazoa, Arthropoda, Insecta, Hemiptera, Adelgidae. The coding region runs from base 126 to 7208 and encodes 2360 amino acids.
AUAAAAUAAAAAAUUGGAUACCUACGUGGGUGAAUCGAUAUGGUCGUUCUAUCAGUAGUUGAAAAAAAACUGUAACAUAGGUACAACCACAUAAUUUUUUAUACAGUUUGAUGCACGAUUAAAAAAUGCGAUUUUGUACAUUAUUAUCCAUCGUGGUUUGCUGUACGAUUAAAGUUCACACGGCUCCGUUGCAAAAGAGAGAUGUCGAAACCAAUUCGGAAAAAGGAAAUUCUGAAAUCGAUAAUUUAAAACAACAGGCGUCUAGUACUUUUUCCAAUCUACCCGGUAAAAACAACAAUGCCAACAAACCAAAUAACAUUGGACAAUGGGUAAAAGGUGUGCCUUCUAAAUGGCCUGUAAAGACAAAAGCAAACAACGGUGGCAAACCAAAUGGUAAACAAACAUCCAACAAGAAACUAAAAGAAAAGACAAACCAACUAGACGAAGAUGAAAUGACAGGGAAUAUGUUUGAAGAGCCCGAAACUGAAGGCGAUACUGUUGCUAAAGUCGAACAGGAUGGCUCCGAAAUGCCCAGAGAGGAAUCAGUAGACAAUAACCAGGAAAACAAUGCAAAUAAUAAAAAAAAUAAUAGCACUAAAAAAAAAAAGAAAAACACUCGUAAGAAUUAUCCUACGAUGGUUCAAAAUCCAUUGUAUAUUGGCGGGUUACUAGGUUUUCCACAUGAAAACAUGGACAACGAAGGCAUAACGACACAUACUGAAGUAUGGAAAUGGAACGACGGCGAAGAAGUGGUGCUAAUAAACGAUGUUAACCCAAAAUCAAGUAAUCAAAAGUCCAACAGUGAUAAUGUUUUUCUUCGGGAGAAACGAAACUUCGACGAAAAAAAUAUUCCAUUUGUAGCGGAAUUUGUACCAAAAGACUAUCAACAUGCCAAUUUAUAUUCGGAAACACAAACACCCAAAAAAAAUAUUGAAGAAAAUGAAAAUUAUGGCAGUACAAAGAGUUUAACAGGAAAUGACGAUUAUGAAAAAGAUAAUGCACAGUUAAGAAAUGAACUUGAUGAUGACAGUGUCACUAUAUCACCCGAAGAACAAGAUAGUUUGAUUCCGCAAAGUGAACUUAAGGAAUCACCUAAAGAUUUACAAUUAAAGGAAAGUUUUUUUGAAUUCAACAAAGAACAUAUAAACAACGAGUUAACAAAAAUUGAGUCUAAAACGACACCAUUUUCAACUUUAUCAAAUAAUCACGAUGACGAUGUCUACAGAAAUAAUAUAAAGAAAAAAAUUAUAAAACGUUUAGUACCAAAAAUAAACCUUACAAAACCGAAUGAAAAAAUCAACGCUAUUGAGAAUGAUGAUGAAUCCUUACAACAUAAUUUUAAUAACGACGAAAGUAUUAAUUCAAAAGAUUCUAUACCAACAGAACACUCCACUAAUGAUAAUAUACAAACAAAUAAAAUGCGAAAUAUCGAAAGCAAUCGAAAUCCUGGACCUGAUCAGCUUCUACAGAGUGAUAAAAUAAGAAAUGGUCUCGGAAACCGUCAAUUUUUUGAUAAAAAAGAUAGAACAACAGCAAAUUUAGACGAAAAAGAAAAAUCAGACGAAUUACCUAGUUCUUCCACCAAAAAUGAAAUAAGUGACAAACUGCAAAACACUAACAAAGACAAUUUGGAUGAAGACGAACUCAAAAAUAAUAAUUUGUUUUCAUCGGAUGAUUUUUUUUUGGACGGCAGUAUACUCGAUACAGAUGACAAAAAUAAUGUUAAUGUGUCAUAUUUAAACGAAACAUUAGAUAACCCUGACGAUAAAAAUAAAAUGAAUGAUGUGUCACUUAAACCAAAUGACAAUUCCCGCUUAGAACUGUCAUCUUUUGAGUCAAAUGAAGUAAAUAAAAUACCACAGACUGACACAGCAUAUACUGAUAAUUAUGAAAAGAACCAUAAUUUGAACAUUACACCACAGAACGAUGACAACACUAAUUAUGUACAAUAUUUGGACGAAACUCCAAAUAUCCCUGUGGAAGACCCUAAACUGGAAAGCUUGUCACUCAAUCAACCUAAAAUUCCACUCCACAACCUACAAUCACAUGUAUCUAAUGACAAAAAUAAAAAUAUGAUUAUAUUAAAUAAAGAUAAACUAAAUAAUAAUGAUUAUAUUUCAUAUAAGAAUGAUUUAAAUAAACCUAAUGAAAACAACUUAACGAAUGGUUUGACAUUUAAUGAAAACCCGAUUUCAAACAUUGAAUCGUCGAACCAAGUUUCCAAAGAAGAAAAUCAAAAAAAUCCACAAUAUGGUAGCAAAACAAAUAAUGACGCAUCAAACAAUCCUUCAAAAGAUAUGAAACCAACUGAAAAUAAUGUUCUCCCAUCGAAUUCUUGGAUUGACAAUGACAAUUUUUUUGAUAAAGCCGAUAAAACAGAUUUAGAAAUGAAAGACCGGGCUCCAUUCAUUGAGGAAACAUCUGCUAUUCCUAUUGAAAACGAUAUAUCUCACGGUUUGUCCAAAAAUCCAAAACAUGACGACCAAACGAAUUUAUCCGAAUUAAACAAUAAUCAAGAUGAUAUCAAACCUAAUAUACAUGAUGUUCUUCUUUUAGACCAGUUGUUUAUUAAUGAUAACAAAUUAAAACUGGAAGACAACGAUAAGGACACGCCUCAACUAAAAGAUGAAACUUUCAAUAAACCUGAUGAAAACGUCGUACCGAAUGGUAUGUUGAUUUAUGGAGAGCCAAACCCAAACUUUCAUUCGCCAAAUAACGUAUACGAACAAGGUAACGGUGAAUAUCCUCAACCAGAUGAUUACAAAAGUAAAAAAACAAAUAACAGUUAUCCAGAUAAUAUCGCACCUAUAAAAAACGACAUCUUGUCUUUAAACAAUAUACUUGGUGACAAUUUGGUAAGUGACAAUGAUAAAUCAAAUCAGCAAAUUAACGAUGAAGACACGGCUCAAUUAAAUGAGAAAACUUCAAACAGUUCUGAUGAAAAUGUCAUACCGAAUGGUUUGGCAUUUAAAGAUCAGCCGAACCGAAACAUUCAAUUGUCAAACCAACAAGAAAUUAGUACAUAUCCACAAUAUGGUAACAACACAAAUAAUGACGUGUCAAACGAUCCUUUAGAUGAUAUGAAACCAAAGGAAAAUCCGUGGAAAUCUUGGUUUGGAUAUGGCAAUCUGUUUAGUGCUAAAGAUGAUUCUAAAAUGGGUGUGAACGAUAAACUUGAGUCUCCGUUAUUAAAGCAACCUCUAGAUAGUUCUAAUAAAGAAGGUAUACUCAAUGGUUUACCAAUUAUUGAAAAGCCAGAUCCUAUCCAAACAAAUAAAGUUAUAAUAAACAAUAAUCCAGUCGAUAUCGAACCUAUGGAAAACGAUGUCUUUUCUUUUAACGACAUACUUAGUGAUGAUAAUUUGUUUGGGGAAGAUGAUAAACAAGAUAUGGAAACAAACGACAAAGACGCGAUAAAAUUAAAGGAAGAGACUUUGGAUAAACCGGAUAGAAAUGACAAUUUAAAUGACUUACCAUUUAAUAAAAGACCAAUCCCGAACAUUGAAUCCCCAAAUCAUGUAUAUGAUAAUGAUAACACUGCAGAUUCGCAACCAGAUAAUCAUGCAAGUAAGAACCCGAUUAACAGUUAUCCAGAUGAUAUCGAACCUAUGGAGAACGAUGUCUUGUCUUUUAACGACAUACUUAGUGAUGAUAAUUUGUUUGGGGAAGAUGAUAAAUCAGAUGUGGAAAUAAACGACAAAGACGCGAUUAAAUUAAAAGAGGACACUCUGGAUAAACCGGAUAGAAAUGACAAUAUAAAUGACUUACCAUUUAAUGAAGGGCCAAUCCUGAACAUUGAAUCCCCAAAUUAUGUAAAUAAUAAUGAUAACACUGCAGAUUCGCAACCAGAUAGUUAUGCAAGUAAGAACCCAAUUAAUAGUUAUCCAGAUGGUAUCGAACCUAUGGAGAACGAUGUCUUGUCUUUUAACGACAUACUUAGUGAUGAUAAUUUGUUUGGGGAAGAUGAUAAAUCAGAUGUGGAAAUAAACGAAAAAAACGCGAUUAAAUUAAAUGAGGACACUCUGGAUAAACCGGAUAGAAAUGACAAUAUAAAUGACUUACCAUUUAAUGAAGGGCCAAUCCUGAACAUUGAAUCCCCAAAUUAUGUAAAUAAUAAUGAUAACACUGCAGAUUCGCAACCAGAUAGUUAUGCAAGUAAGAACCCAAUUAAUAGUUAUCCAGAUGGUAUCGAACCUAUGGAGAACGAUGUCUUGUCUUUUAACGACAUACUUAGUAAUGAUAAUUUGUUUAGGGAAGAUGAUAAAUCAAAUCUGCAAAUUAACGAUGAAGACACGGCUCAAUUAAAUGAGAAAACUUCAAACAGUUCUGAUGAAAAUGUCAUACCAAAUGGUUUGGCAUUUAAUGAACAGCUGAACCAAAACAAUGAAUCCUUUAACUAUGUUUCUAAUGAAGAUAAUAAAAAAAAUCCUCAAUAUGGUAGUAACAAAAAUAAUGACGUGUCAAACGAUCCUUUAGGUGAUAUGAAACCAAAGGAAAAUCCGUGGAAAUCUUGGUUUGGAUAUGGCAAUCUGUUUAGUGCUAAAGAUGAUUCUAAAAUGGGUGUGAACGAUAAACUUGAGUCUCCGUUAUUAAAGCAACCUCUAGAUAGUUCUAAUAAAGAAGGUAUACUCAAUGGUUUACCAAUUAUUGAAAAGCCAGAUCCUAUCCAAACAAAUAAAGUUAUAAUAAACAAUAAUCCAGGCGAUAUCGAACCUAUGGAAAACGAUGUCUUUUCUUUUAACGACAUACUUAGUGAUGAUAAUUUGUUUGGGGAAGAUGAUAAACAAGAUAUGGAAACAAACGACAAAGACGCGAUAAAAUUAAAGGAAGAGACUCUGGAUAAAUCGGAUAGAAAUGACAAUAUAAAUGACUUACCAUUUAAUAAAAGACCAAUCCCGAACAUUGAAUCCCCAAAUCAUGUAUAUGAUAAUGAUAACACUGCAGAUUCGCAACCAGAUAAUCAUGCAAGUAAGAACCCGAUUAACAGUUAUCCAGAUGAUAUCGAACCUAUGGAGAACGAUGUCUUGUCUUUUAACGACAUACUUAGUGAUGAUAAUUUGUUUGGGGAAGAUGAUAAAUCAGAUGUGGAAAUAAACGAAAAAAACGCGAUUAAAUUAAAUGAGGACACUCUGGAUAAACCGGAUAGAAAUGACAAUUUAAAUGACUUACCAUUUAAUGAAGGGCCAAUCCUGAACAUUGAAUCCCCAAAUUAUGUAAAUAAUAAUGAUAACACUGCAGAUUCGCAACCAGAUAGUUAUGCAAGUAAGAACCCAAUUAAUAGUUAUCCAGAUGGUAUCGAACCUAUGGAGAACGAUGUCUUGUCUUUUAACGACAUACUUAGUGAUGAUAAUUUGUUUGGGGAAGAUGAUAAAUCAAAUCUGCAAAUUAACGAUGAAGACACGGCUCAAUUAAAUGAGAAAACUUCAAACAGUUCUGAUGAAAAUGAUGAACAGCUGAACCAAAACAAUGAAUCCUCUAACUAUGUUUCUAAUGAAGAUAGUAAAAAAAAUCCUCAAUAUGGUAUUAACAAAAAUAAUGACGUGUCAAACGAUCCUUUAGAUGAUAUAAAACCAAAGGAAAAUCCGUGGAAAUCUUGGUUUGGAUAUGGCAAUCUGUUUAGUUCUAAAAAUGAUUCUAAAAUGGGUGUGAACGAUAAACUUGAGUCUCCGUUAUUAAAGCAACCUCUAGAUAGUUCUAAUAAAGAAGGUAUACUCAAUGGUUUACCAAUUAUUGAAAAGCCAAAUCCUAUCCAAACAAAUAAAGUUAUAAUAAACAAUAAUCCAGAUGAUAUCGAACCUAUGGAGAACGAUGUCUUGUCUUUUAACGACAUACUUAGUGAUGAUAAUUUGUUUGGGGAAGAUAAUAAAUCAGAUGUGGUAAUAAACGACAAAGACGCGAUUAAAUUAAAAGAGGACACUCUGGAUAAACCGGAUAGAAAUGACAAUAUAAAUGACUUACCAUUGAAUGAAGGGCCAAUCCCGAACAUUGAACCCCCAAAUCAUGUAUAUUAUAAUGAUAACACUGCAGAUUCUCAACCAGAUAAUUAUGCAAGUAAGAACCCGAUUAACAGUUAUCCAGAUGAUAUCGAACCUAUGGAGAACGAUGUCUUGUCUUUUAACGACAUACUUAACAUAAGGCCUAAUAUUCAACCGCAUAUUAUUAAAAAAAAACCUAAAAUUGAUCAACCUAUUGAUGGUACAGAAAACAAUGGUUUCAACUUAAACCUAAAUUCAGACAAUAUUGGCGACAUUAAUAAUCAAUUGAAUGCUAAAAACUCAACCAAACUAUAUAAACCGGAUAGUAAUAUUAAUAUAAUUAGUGAUAUCAAAAAACCGGAUCCAAACCACAUAAACUAUUCUAACAAAGGAUUUUAUUCAGCAGAAAUAGUUGAGAAACCAAAAAAAAAAGGUGCAACAAAAAAUAAUAACAGUUUAGAUUUACAUUCAACACAAGAUGUUUCGGAAUUUAAAAAAAAACCAAAAUCUCGUCAAAAACCUACAAAAUUCUAUGACAGUUCUCCAGAAGAUGACGUGUCAAGUUUGCAAGUUAAGAAAAAUAAAAAAACGGCUUCCGGUACAUACGAAAAUCCCAAUUACACUAUUGUUUUACCAAAUACUCCUCCUGUAAUAAAUAUCAGCCCUGAAGCAACACCGGUACCUUCAAAUCUGGAUUCUAUUUUUAAUUCAUCUAUCCUUGAUAAAUAUGACUUGUAUCCUAAAGAUUUUUGGAAAUUUAUGCUUCAGAACCCAAAUAUAUAUAACCAAAGUAAAAAUAGUCAUCUUAAUCAAAAUAGUAAUGAAUUACCAACACAUAAAUUGAAAAAUCCAAUUGGAGACGGUAAUAAAAAUAAUCCCAAUAUAAAUACCGUUGACAUUUUCGAUGGUACUAAUCCUGAACUCCAUAACAUCAAAAAAUCAGACGGUACAUUUAGACCUUUUACGCCGAACCGUUACAAUAAUGACCUUCCUGCUCAAAGAAAAUCAAAUAAGGGUAAAACAAAUUAUUUUAAUAUAAAUACGUAUUUGAGUCAACCUACACCAACAGACAAAAAUAGUGUUAAUAGCAUACCACCCGUCGACUCUAGUACUAAUUUGCUAGAUAAAAGCCAAGACAGUAUACAGAACUAUGGUUCAAAAAAUAACAAAGCCAAUUCAAAUGCAGCUGAUGAUGACAGUAAAACAAUGAAGAAUAUGAACCAAAACUGUUAA